GACAUUUGCUAAUGGUCCCUGAACUUUUGCGGCUGCGCCUGCAGACAAAAAUAGCGACGCGUUCCCUGGAGGGGGCAUGCGGCGGAAGCGGAAGAAGCGACUGGCUCCGGCGGCCGGGAGGGCAGGAACGGAAGCGGAAGUGGCGGCGGCGCCGGCUUGGCCUGGCCUCGCUGAGGGGAGGCGGCGGGCGGGCGAGAUGGCGGAGGCCGGGCCGCAGGCGCCGCCGCCCCCGGGCACUCCAAGCCGACACGAAAAGAGCCUGGGACUACUCACCACCAAGUUCGUGUCGCUUCUGCAGGAGGCCAAGGACGGCGUGCUUGACCUCAAGCUGGCAGCUGACACCCUAGCUGUACGCCAGAAGCGCCGGAUUUAUGACAUUACCAAUGUUUUGGAAGGUAUCGGGCUGAUCGAGAAAAAGUCCAAGAACAGCAUCCAGUGGAAGGGUGUGGGGCCUGGCUGCAAUACCCGGGAGAUUGCCGACAAGCUGAUUGAGCUCAAGGCAGAGAUCGAGGAGCUGCAACAGCGGGAGCAAGAACUAGACCAGCACAAGGUGUGGGUGCAGCAGAGCAUCCGGAAUGUCACAGAGGACGUGCAGAACAGCUGUUUGGCCUACGUCACUCAUGAGGACAUCUGCAGAUGCUUUGCUGGGGAUACCCUCUUGGCCAUCCGGGCCCCAUCAGGCACCAGCCUGGAGGUGCCCAUCCCAGAGGGUCUCAAUGGGCAGAAGAAGUACCAGAUUCACCUGAAGAGUGUUAGUGGCCCCAUUGAGGUUCUGCUGGUGAAUAAGGAGGCAUGGAGCUCACCCCCUGUGGCUGUGCCUGUGCCACCACCUGAAGAUCUGCUCCAGAGCCCACCUGCUGUUUCUACGCCUCCACCUCUGUCCAAGCCUGCCCUUGCUCAGUCCCAGGAAGUCUCACGUCCAAAUAGUCCUCAGCUCACUCCCACUCCUGUCCCUGGUAGCACAGAAGUCCAGGGGAUGGCCAGCCCAGCAGCUGAGAUCACAGGUUCAGGGGCUGUUGUUGCAGUGAGUGGCGGCCCUGGAACUGAUAGCAAAGACAGUGCUGAGCUCAGUUCACUCCCACUGGGCCUGACAGCACUGGACACCCGGCCACUGCAGUCUUCUGCCUUGCUGGACAGCAGCAGCAGCAGUAGCAGUAACAGCAGCAGCAGUAGCAGUAACAGCAGCAGUUCAUCUGGACCCAAUCCUUCUACCUCCUUUGAGCCCAUCAAGGCAGACCCCACAGGCGUUUUGGAACUCCCCAAAGAGCUGUCAGAAAUCUUUGAUCCCACACGAGAGUGCAUGAGCUCAGAGCUGCUGGAGGAGUUGAUGUCCUCAGAAGUGUUUGCCCCCCUGCUCCGUCUUUCUCCACCCCCGGGAGACCACGAUUACAUCUACAACCUGGAUGAGAGUGAAGGUGUCUGUGACCUCUUUGAUGUGCCUGUUCUCAACCUCUGAUUGACAGGGACAUGCCCUGUGUGGCUGGGACCCAGACUGACUUGGGGGUUGCCUGGGGACCUCCCCAACCUGACCCCUACACAGCUUGAGAGCCACAGACACCUGGCUUCUCCAGCCUCCCCUCACUGCACAGUUCUGGCCACAGCUCCCGCUCCUACGCUGGCACUUCUACUGUGCUCGCAGAGCAGGGGAAUGGAGCUCAGCCCCCACCACUGUGGAGCCAAAGUGUUUGCUUCUCCUUUUCUGUGGCCUUCCCAAGCCCAGGCUCAGCUGCCACCCAGUGGCAAGUGGCACAGAACUGAAGAGCUGUCAUCGCCACCCCCCUCCCCCCCAUCCCCGUAGGGCAGCUUGUCCAGCCUAUCUUGCUCACGUGCCAGCUCCUUCCCCUAGGAGGGAAGGGUUGGGUGGAGCUGGGCACAUGCCAGCACCAUCCCUAGCUUCUUUCACUGUCUCCUACCCCUGACCCUCCAGCACCUCCUGGCCCUCUCACGUGCCCCCUUCUGGGCCUUUAGCCCUAGAACCUGCAGGUGGUGGGGGUGGCUACAAAGAAGGAACAGAGGUCUCUGGUGAGGAGUCUGGGUGGUCCAGCCCUGAGGAUUGGCUGGACCUCCUGCUGCCCCAUAACCUCCUCUUCAUUUCUGCUUAUUCAUUUACCCUCAUUUAGAGCCAUUUGCGGAGAUUUAGAAAGAUUUACAGUAACGAAUGGAUUCCUAUAUAAAGAUUAUUUUUAUACUUUUUGCAGCAAAAGGAAAUUGUAAUAUUUGUACAGUGUUCAAGUGAAUAAAAACCAUGCCUAAGGCUA
Messenger RNA from Sapajus apella (tufted capuchin), 2258 nucleotides. It is a transcript of the gene E2F4, whose product is annotated as E2F transcription factor 4. Gene Ontology annotation, biological process: regulation of transcription by RNA polymerase II. Gene Ontology annotation, cellular component: RNA polymerase II transcription regulator complex. Gene Ontology annotation, molecular function: RNA polymerase II cis-regulatory region sequence-specific DNA binding; DNA-binding transcription factor activity, RNA polymerase II-specific; protein dimerization activity. The record is from RefSeq and is a predicted model, not a curated record. The transcript has 10 exons. Bases 77 to 1456 code for a protein of 459 amino acids. NCBI's taxonomy places the organism in Eukaryota, Metazoa, Chordata, Mammalia, Primates, Cebidae.